Molecule: messenger RNA, 1968 nt
Organism: Fimicolochytrium jonesii
Lineage: Eukaryota; Fungi; Chytridiomycota; Chytridiomycetes; Spizellomycetales; Powellomycetaceae
Product: cyclophilin-like domain-containing protein
Exons: 7
Coding region: 238-1797 (519 amino acids)
Biological process (GO): protein peptidyl-prolyl isomerization; protein folding; protein polyubiquitination
Cellular component (GO): catalytic step 2 spliceosome
Molecular function (GO): ubiquitin-ubiquitin ligase activity; peptidyl-prolyl cis-trans isomerase activity
Source: RefSeq, a predicted model, not a curated record
UGUCUAUUGGCGUUGCUGGCGUUACUGGUGGUUGGGGUGCUUGGGCCGUGAGAAAAAACGCGUCCCACAAACAAGAGAGAAGGACCUCCACUCCAACCCAACAUUACACCCACAUUACCCCGGCAUCCAACACGGCAGUGGCGAACAGCUCAGCACUAUUACCCCGUACGCCAGCAGAAGAACCACAGCUGAAACCCCCGUCGUCACGCACCCACUCCCCACGUUCGUUCCAUAACAAUGGGAAAAAACACUGACAAACUCUACGUAACGCACUCCGAGCACGCUGCCGGGCCUGGAGGAGCAAAGCGAUAUACAGGCAACGAGUUCAAGCGACUGCCAUUCAGUUGUUGCGCGCUGUCUUUGCAGCCUUUUGAGCACCCUGUGUGUACGAAUGAGGGAAUGGUGUUUGAUCUCAUGAAUAUUGUGCCAUGGCUGAAGAAACAUGGAAAUAACCCAGUAACGGGCGAAAAGCUAGAAGCGAAAGACUUAACAAAACUCCACUUCCACAAAAACGCCUCGGACGCCUACCACUGCCCCAUCACCUUCAAAGUCUUCAACGAAAACACUCACAUCGUCGCCAUCAAGCCCUCAGGGCAGGUCUACAGCUACGAAGCCGUCGAGCGGCUCAACAUCAAGACCAAAAACUGGACGGACCUCAUGACCGAUGUACCGUUCAAGCGGAAGGACGUCAUCACCCUCCAGGACCCUCAUAACAUCACGAUGCGGAAUAUUACGGAUUUCUACUACGUGAAGAAGGAUAUGAAAGUCGAGAACGAGGGCGCGGGGAAGAAGGAGGAGGAUAAGAUCAACGCGUUAGGCGCAACAGAGAAACUCCUAAAAACCCUCGCCAAAAAAACCGAAGACAAAGCAGCUGCGAAAUCCAGCCCCACUCCAACAACCUCACUAACCCCUUCCUUCGUCUCCCGCGACAAACAACAAUACAACGCAGCGCACUACUCCAACGGCGCGGCGUCGUCAUCGUUCACGUCCACCGCCGUGCCCGUGCAGACGCAGAACCCGGCCGCGCUGAUCGAUGAGGAGGAGUAUAUGUUUGAGCGCGUCAAGGGGAAGGGGUAUGCGCAGCUCAAGACGAAUCUCGGGGAUGUGAAUUUGGAGUUGUUGUGUGGGGAUGCGCCGAGGGCUUGUUAUAAUUUCAUCAAGUUGGCCAAGAAAGGCUACUACGAAAACACCCUCUUCCACCGCUCCAUCAAAAACUUCAUGGUGCAAGGCGGCGACCCGACCGGCACGGGCCGCGGCGGCGAAUCCAUCUGGGGCAAACCCUUCCCGGACGAGUUCAAGUCCAACCUCACGCAUAGCGGUCGUGGCGUGCUGAGUAUGGCGAAUAAGGGGAAGAAUACGAACACCAGUCAAUUUUUUAUAACGUACCGCUCAUGCCCACACCUCAACAACAAACACACGGUUUUUGGGAAAGUAGUCGGCGGCCUCGACGUGCUCACAAAGAUCGAGCAGGUGCCUACCGACGAGGCCGAUAAACCAGAGAAAGAAAUAAAAAUCCUCGCCAUCCAAAUACUCAUCGACCCCUUCGACGAUUUCCAAAAAUCCCUCGAGUCCAAAAAAGCUCCCAAAGGGAAAAACCCCUCCACUUCCACAAUCUCCACACCCCCAGAUAGUACAAGCGGUGUGGGUAAAUACCUCGCAACACCAGCGCCCAGCAAAACCAAACGACAGGCAGAUGAUGGGUUGGGGAUCGACUGGGGUGGGGCUGAGGAGGUGGUGGGUGGUCCGCCGGCGAAGAAGAAGGUGAAGGGUGGGUUUGGGGAUUUUAGUGGGUGGUGAGAGGAGGGUGGAGAGCGAUGUGUUUUUAGAUACAGGUGCUUCCCCGGGACUUCAGGAUUUGGUGAACAUCAGAGGGUAGCCCUAGCUGUAGCUUUCUUUGUCUAGAGGUGAUCUCUUAAUGAGAUGCAUCAUAAGGCGCCCGAUGGGAGCACGGGAGAGCCAAUCGGAGAG